Ipomoea triloba (trilobed morning glory) is the source of this 7005-nucleotide messenger RNA. Its product is annotated as protein furry homolog-like. The record is from RefSeq and is a predicted model, not a curated record. Gene Ontology annotation, biological process: cell morphogenesis. Gene Ontology annotation, cellular component: site of polarized growth; cell cortex. Bases 334 to 6798 code for a protein of 2154 amino acids. The transcript has 18 exons. NCBI's taxonomy places the organism in Eukaryota, Viridiplantae, Streptophyta, Magnoliopsida, Solanales, Convolvulaceae.
GUCUAUCAAGCAGUUCUGACUGAUUAAACCGACAAAGGAGACGCAGCGAUGGAGUGGCAAAACCUGUAGGAAACAAAAAAAAACACAAAGGAUCAAAGUCUAUCAUAGUCCAACCCACCCGAAAAUCUCGUCGCAGUUAUCCGCUUUUUCACCUCUGAUAAAUAGUAAUGGAAGACGAAGGGCAAUCAUUCUGUGGUUUGGUUGACUUAGUUUAGUUUUUAAGUUGUGUGGGGGUUUAAUUGGGAUCGCAUUCAGCUUCAAAGUGAACGUUUUGCGCUGGAUAUGAAAUCUGAAGUUUGGACUUGAAGCUGAGUGCUUGAAAUUUUGGAGAAAAUGAAGGCGGGGAGCGCAGCCAAGUUGAUUGUUGAUGCUUUGCUGCAGAGAUUCCUUCCGCUUGCUCGGCGCCGGAUUGAAACCGCUCAAGCUCAAGAUGGACAGUACCUUCGGCCAUCAGACCCAGCCUAUGAACAAGUACUGGAUUCCUUGGCUAUGAUUGCACGACACACUCCUGUACCUCUGCUUGAGGCUCUCCUUAGAUGGAGAGAAAGUGAAUCUCCCAAAGGUGCAAAUGAUGCAUCAACAUUUCAGAGAAAGCUUGCAGUGGAGUGUAUCUUUUGCUCCGCUUGUAUUCGCUUUGUGGAGUGUUGUCCACAAGAAGGACUAACAGAGAAACUAUGGAUUGGGCUUGAAAAUUUUGUAUUCGACUGGCUAAUCAAUGCAGACAGGGUUGUUAGUCAGGUGGAAUAUCCUUCAUUGGUUGAUUUAAGGGGGCUUCUUCUAGACCUAGUUGCACAACUCCUUGGUGCUCUCUCACGGAUCAGAUUCAGUUCUGUGACUGAGCGUUUUUUCAUGGAAUUGAAUACACGCCGAAUAGAUACUAGUGUUGCUCGAAGCGAAACGCUUAGUAUCAUAAAUGGAAUGCGCUAUCUAAAACUUGGGGUUAAGACAGAGGGUGGAUUGAAUGCUUCAGCUUCCUUUGUGGCUAAAGCCAACCCUCUCAAUCGUCCUGCUCAUAGGCGCAAGAGUGAACUUCAUCAUGCAUUGUGCAAUAUGCUGUCAAAUAUUCUAGCACCAUUGGCAGAUGGUGGCAAAGGCCAAUGGCCUCCUUCAGGAGUAGAGUCAGCACUUACUCUAUGGUAUGAUGCUGUGGCACUAAUAAGGGUACAGCUUAUGCAUUGGAUGGACAAACAGAGCAAACAUAUAGCUGUUGGAUAUCCUUUGGUUACACUUCUUCUGUGCCUCGGUGAUCCUAUUGUUUUCCUCAGUAACUUUGGUCCUCACAUGGAACAAUUGUACAAGCAUCUAAAGGACAAAAACCUGCGCUUCAUGGCCUUAGAUUGUUCACAUCGCGUUAUGAGGUUUUACUUGAGUGUCCAUGGUGAUUCCCAACCUAAAAACCGUGUAUGGGACUACCUCGAUAGUGUGACAUCGCAACUGCUGACAGUUCUACGGAAAGGCAUGCUUACUCAGGAUGUUCAACAUGAUAAACUAGUUGAAUUUUGUGUAACCAUUGCUGAUCAUAACCUUGAUUUUGCAAUGAACCAUAUGAUACUUGAAUUGCUUAAGCAAGAUAGUCCAAGCGAAGCAAAAGUUAUUGGUCUUCGUGCUUUGCUUGCCAUUGUCAUGUCCCCAAACAGUGAACACAUUGGCUUGGAAAUCCUUCAUGUUCGUGGUUGUGGCCACUAUGUUCCGAAAGUCAAGGCUGCAAUUGAAUCUAUUUUAAGAUCAUGCCAUAGGACCUAUAGUCAGGCUCUUCUGACAUCUUCAAGGACCACAAUAGAUGCUGUUACAAAGGAGAAGUCCCAGGGAUAUCUUUUCCGGUCAGUCCUAAAGUGCAUACCAUAUCUGAUUGAAGAAGUUGGUCGAACUGAUAAAAUUACCGAGAUAAUACCUCAACAUGGCAUCAGUAUUGAUCCAGGUGUGAGGGAGGAAGCUGUACAGGUACUGAACCGGAUUGUAAGAUACCUGCCACAUCGUCGUUUUGCAAUUAUGAGAGGGAUGGCAAACUUCAUUCUACGUCUUCCUGAUGAGUUCCCUCUUCUCAUUCAAACACAAUUGGGGCGUCUUCUAGAUCUCAUGCGCUUUUGGAGAGUAUGCCUAUCUGAUAGUAAAAUAGAUUCUGAUACUCCAGAGGCAAAGCCUGCGCAGAGAACUGAGGGAUUCAAGAAGUCUUCUUUCCAUCAUCCACAAGAGGCAAUUGAACGUGCUUCAGAGAUAGAUGCUGUUGGUCUUAUUUUCCUAAGUUCUGUGGACAGCCAGAUCAGGCAUACAGCAUGGGAGUUACUACGUUUUGUCCGUGCUUUGCGAAAUGAUAUACAAGAACUUUCAAUUCAUGAUACCUCAGAUUCUGAUCGUAUCAUGAGAAAUGAGGCUGAUCCUAUAUUCAUAAUUGAUGUUUUAGAAGAGCAUGGGGACGAUAUUGUUCAGAGUUGCUAUUGGGAUUCUGGCCGUCCUUUUGAUAUGAGACGAGAGUCUGAUCCUAUACCUCCUGAUGUUACUCUCCAGUCUAUCCUGUUUGAGAGCCCAGAUAAGAACCGAUGGGCUCGAUGUCUUAGUGAGCUUGUGAAAUAUGCUUCUGAGCUCUGCCCAAGCUCUGUUCAGGAGGCAAAAUUGGAAGUUAUUCAACGUCUAGCUCACAUCACACCUGUUGAACUGGGUGGGAAGGCUCACCAAUCUCAAGAUACAGACAACAAGCUAGAUCAAUGGCUAAUGUAUGCAAUGUUUGCAUGUUCGUGUCCAUCUGAUAGUCGGGAGGGUGGUGGUUCAGCAGCAAUGAAAGAAUUAUUCCAUGUUAUAUUCCCAUCAUUGAAGUCUGGUUCUGAGGCACACGUACAUGCAGCAACUAUGGCCCUUGGCCGAUCACAUCUGGAAAUAUGUGAAGUCAUGUUUAGUGAGCUUGCCUCUUUCAUUGAUGAGGUCUCUUUGGAGACAGAAGGGAAGCCAAAAUGGAAGAGUCAAAAAAAUCGGCGUGAAGAACUUCGUAUCCAUAUUGCGAAUAUAUACCGCACUGUUGCUGAGAAUAUCUGGCCUGGAAUGCUGGCUAGAAAGCCAGUUUUUCGUCUGCACUACUUAAAGUUUAUUGAAGAAACCACUAGACAAAUAUUAACAGCACCUCCUGAGAACUUCCAGGAGAUUCAGCCCCUUCGUUAUGCACUUGCUUCUGUAUUGAGAUCUCUGGCCCCUGAAUUUGUUGAGUCAAAAUCUGAGAAAUUUGAUAUUAGAACAAGAAAGAGACUAUUUGAUCUUCUGCUCUCCUGGACUGAUGACACUGGCAGUACAUGGUCUCAGGAGAGUGUUAGUGAUUAUCGACGUGAAGUUGAGCGAUACAAGUCCUCUCAACACUCUCGAUCUAAAGAUUCUAUAGACAAGCUUUCAUUUGAUAAAGAAUUGAGUGAGCAGGUUGAAGCAAUCCAGUGGCAGUCCAUGAAUGCAAUGGCUUCACUACUGUAUGGUCCUUGCUUUGAUGAUAAUGCAAGAAAGAUGAGCGGCCGUGUAAUAUCUUGGAUUAAUAGCCUAUUCAUUGAACCUGCACCAAGGGUGCAAUUUGGCUAUUCACCAGCUGAUCCUAGGACUCCAUCUCAUUCGAAAUACACUGGGGAAGGUGGUCGAGGAGCGAAUGGACGUGACAGGCACAGAGGAGGGCACCUUCGGGUUUCACUUGCAAAACAAGCAUUAAAAAAUCUUCUCAUCACAAAUUUGGAUCUGUUUCCUGCUUGCAUUGAUCAGUGCUACUACUCCGAUGCUGCAAUUGCUGAUGGCUACUUCAGUGUGUUGGCUGAAGUGUAUAUGCGCCAAGAGAUCCCAAAAUGUGAAAUACAGAGACUACUAAGCCUGAUACUCUACAAGGUGGUGGAUCCUUCCAGACAAAUUCGUGAUGAUGCCCUCCAAAUGCUUGAAACUCUUUCUGUGCGUGAGUGGGCUGAGGAUGGCAUCGAGGGCUCUGGAAAUUAUAGAGCUGCUGUUGUUGGAAACCUCCCUGAUUCAUAUCAGCAGUUCCAAUACAAACUCUCUUGCAAACUUGCUAAAGAUCAUCCUGAAUUGAGCCAACUACUUUGCGAAGAAAUUAUGCAAAGGCAGCUUGAUGCUGUAGAUGUGAUUGCACAGCAUCAGGUCCUAACCUGCAUGGCUCCAUGGAUAGAGAAUCUUAAUUUUUGGAAAUUGAAGGACUCUGGAUGGAGUGAAAGAUUACUGAAAAGCCUAUAUUAUGUGACGUGGCGACGCGGCGAUCAGUUUCCAGAUGAAAUAGAAAAGCUUUGGAGCACAAUUGCUAGCAAACCUAGGAACAUAAGUCCAGUUUUAGAUUUCUUAAUUACCAAGGGAAUCGAGGAUUGUGAUUCAAAUGCAUCAGCCGAGAUAAGUGGUGCAUUUGCUACAUAUUUCUCUGUUGCAAAACGGGUUAGUUUAUAUUUAGCUCGUAUUUGCCCUCAGCGAACUAUUGAUCACUUGGUGUACCAAUUGGCUCAGCGGAUGCUUGAGGAUACUGUUGAACCUUUGAGGCCUAGUGCAAAUAAGGGAGAUGGAAAUGGAGUUGUCUUGGAAUUUUCUCAGGGCCCAUCUAUAGCUCAAGUUGCAAAUGUUGUGGACAGCCAGCCUCACAUGUCACCAUUAUUAGUUCGCGGAUCUUUUGAUGGGCCACUCAGGAACGCUAGUGGAAGCUUGAGCUGGAGAACAGCGGGAGUAGGAGGCAGGAGUGCUUCAGGACCAUUGAGCCCUAUGCCACCUGAAAUGAACAUUGUUCCUGUAAGUGCUGGUCGGUCUGGCCAACUUCUUCCAGCUCUGGUGAAUAUGUCAGGGCCAUUGAUAGGGGUCCGGAGUUCAACUGGUAGUCUACGAAGUCGCCACGUCUCUCGAGACAGUGGCGACUACCUUAUAGAUACACCAAACUCAGGUGAAGAUGGUUUGCAUUCUGCGACUGGCAUGCUUGGCGUGAAUGCAAAAGAACUUCAGUCAGCCUUGCAAGGGCAUCAACAACACUCUCUCACUCAUGCAGAUAUCGCAUUAAUUCUACUUGCGGAAAUUGCUUAUGAAAAUGAUGAGGAUUUCAGAGAACAUUUGCCUUUGCUCUUCCAUGUCACAUUUGUCUCUAUGGAUAGUUCAGAGGAUAUUGUGUUGGAGCAUUGCCAACACCUACUCGUCAAUCUUCUCUAUUCCCUUGCGGGUAGGCACUUGGAGUUGUACGAUGUUGAAAGUAGUGAUGGUGAGAACAAACAGCAGGUCGUGAGCCUCAUCAAAUAUGUCCAGUCAAAACAGGGAAGUAUGAUGUGGGAAAACGAGGACCCCACUGUCGUAAGAACAGAAUUACCAAGUGCAGCACUCUUGUCUGCUCUUGUUCAGAGCAUGGUAGAUGCUAUCUUCUUCCAAGGAGAUUUGCGUGAAACAUGGGGAGCCGAGGCACUGAGAUGGGCUAUGGAGUGCACAUCGAGACACCUUGCUUGCCGAUCACAUCAGAUUUACCGUGCACUGCGGCCUCGUGUGACGAACGAUGCAUGUGUGUCUCUGCUACGUUGUCUUCACCGGUGUUUGGGAAAUCCAGUACCAGCUGUUUUAGGUUUCAUUAUGGAAAUCGUAUUGACAUUACAGGUGAUGGUAGAGAAUAUGGAGCCAGAAAAGGUGAUACUGUACCCCCAACUUUUUUGGGGCUGUGUUGCUAUGAUGCAGACAGAGUUUGUUCAUGUUUACUGUCAGGUGCUGGAACUCUUUUCUCGGAUAGUUGGUCGCCUAUCAUUCCGGGAUAGAACUACAGAAAAUGUGCUUCUUUCUAGCAUGCCUCGAGAUGAGCUUGAUUCUAGUGCUAGUGAUAGUUCUGACUUUCAACGCCUGGAAACAAGGAAUGCUUCUACACCCUCACCAAACAGCAAAAAGGUCCCGGUGUUUGAAGGAGUGCAACCGUUGGUUCUUAAAGGACUUAUGUCAACUGUCAGUCACGGUGUGUCAAUUGAAGUUCUAUCGCUCAUCACCGUUCCUUCGUGUGAUUCAAUCUUUGGCGAUGCAGAAACACGACUCUUGAUGCACAUAAUCGGAUUGCUUCCCUGGCUCUGCUUACAUCUCAGCCAGGAUGCGGUGGGUGGACCUGCAACCCCAUUCCAACAGCAGCAUCAAAAGGCAUCCUCGGUUGCAACCAAUAUAGCGGGAUGGUGUCGGGCAAAAUCAUUGGAUGAGCUAGCUGCAGUUUUCAUCUCGUAUUCACGUGGUGAGAUCAGAAGCAUAUUGAACCUUCUAGCCUGCGUUUCACCACUAUUAUGCAACGAAUGGUUUCCUAAACACUCAGCUCUAGCAUUUGGCCACCUUUUGAAGCUCCUCGAGAGAGGGCCACCAGAAUAUCAGCGCGUUAUACUCCUGAUGUUGAAGGCGUUACUUCAGCACACUCCAAUGGACGCUGCUCAGAGUCCUCACAUGUACGCCAUUGUAUCUCAGCUGGUGGAGAGCACUCUGUGCUGGGAGGCACUUAGCGUGCUGGAAGCCCUCUUGCAGAGCUGCAGCUCCAUGCCCGGGUCCCAUCCACACGAGCCAGGGACAUUCGAGAAUGGCCUUGGUGGGAUCGAAGAAAAGAUUCUCGCUCCUCAGACUUCCUUCAAAGCUCGCAGUGGCCCAUUACAGUUCCCAAUGGGAACUGCCACUGGAACAGGUUCCGCUCAAGCAGGCCAAGCUAACACAACCGAAUCUGGCCUAACACCUCGAGAUAUAGCACUGAAGAACACAAGGUUGAUGCUCGGGAGGGUGCUCGAUUGCUCUCCCCUCGGGAGGAGGCGAGAUUACAGAAGAUUGGUUCCUUUUGUAACCAGCACUGGAAAUCCUUGAACCGGCCUAUAAUUUUGUUUCCUCCAGUUACUUUUUGUUUAAACUGGACACAAUAUUCAGAAACAGGGUGCUCUCUUUGUAUAUAUAGAAGAUUUCUCUAGGAUUUUAGCUGUGUUUGAUGUAGUUAGUUAUAUCAUAUUUAGCUGUCUGUAAAACCAUUGAUUGUAAUUUAUAUUUAGUUUAAAUGAAUGUCUAAGCUUUUCUAAA